Molecule: messenger RNA, 1359 nt
Organism: Nematolebias whitei (Rio pearlfish)
Lineage: Eukaryota; Metazoa; Chordata; Actinopteri; Cyprinodontiformes; Rivulidae
Gene: cfap58
Product: cilia and flagella associated protein 58
Exons: 9
Coding region: 1-1359 (452 amino acids)
Cellular component (GO): cytoskeleton
Source: RefSeq, a predicted model, not a curated record
AUGAAGAAUUGUAUUGUUUCCCAAACGCAGAAUAUGACAAAAGCUGUACAGGCGACUGAAAAACAGCAGAAUCUUGUGAAACUGCUGGAGCAGGACAAGAGGGCCUUGGAACAUGAGAUCAGUGGCUACUGCCAGGAGGCCAACAAGCAGCGCAAGAUCAUUCAGCAGCUGGAAAAAGACCGAGACCGUCACAUCAACCACACUAGCAGCCUCAUGCAGAAGGUGCAACAGAAAGUCAGUGAUGUUGAAGUCAGAGAGAUAGAGAUUUCUGAUUGGAGAAAGAAAGUCACAGAGACAGAGGGUAAACUCAGCCAGCAGGAGAACCUGCUGGAAUCUGUUAUAUUGGAAAGGAACCUCUACAGCAAAAAUCUUUUCGAGGCUCAGGAAGAGAUUGCUGAGAUGAAAAGAAAGAUGAAGAUUCUGAACAACCAAGUUACCCGUCUGAGAGAUGAGAUCAUUGGAAAGGAAGAGGCCCUUACCAAACAUCAGCAAGAGCACAAGCAUUUAGAGAAAGAUAAUAAGACACUUAAGGGGGAGCUGGAUUUGUUGAAGCUGCAGCUGGAAGACACAAAGCAGCAUGUUGACAGCCAACAUGCAGAACAACAAAAACUGCAGAAGUUACUAGCUGACAUGGAGAGUGAGAAAAUCCAACAGCAGAAGCAAAUGGAUCAGGUCACAAAAGAGCGGGAUAGCCUUGGCAAACAAUUGCUGCAUCGUAAUGAUGAACGUGCUCUGCUGUAUGAGAAGAUUAGGAUCCAGCAGUCCAUCCUGAGUAAGGGAGACUUCCACUACAAUCAGAGGCUGGAGGACAUCCACCUGCUGAAGCUGGAGAUCAAACGGCUUAGCAGAAAGAAGAGCAUCCUAGUCAAAAGUUUGCCUAACUCAGAGGAGCUGAGGACACAUUUGUUCCACCUCCAAAAAGAGCUGGUCAGGGAAAAAACAAGGAACAGCAUCCUUGAAGAACAGCUGAAACCCAUAAACAUUCACAGAUGGAGGCGACUGGAGGGCACUGACCCAGUUAAAUACCAGCUCAUCCAGAAGAUUCAGUUCCUAGAGAAGAGACUGAUUACUAAGACCCAAGCUCUUGAGCAACAGGAACUUUUACUACAGGAAAAGGAGAAGCUGUAUGUAGAGCUGAAGCAUAUUUUGGCCCAGCAGCCCGGUCCAGAGGCAGCUGAACAGCUCCAGCAAUGCCAGUGGACCAUCAGAGAUCGAACCAAAAGGCUUAAGGUACUUAUAGCAGAACUAACUAUGCUUGACUCCAAGAUGAAUGAAUACAAAAACGAGAAUCAAAGACUGGCCAACGAGUUAGCAAUUAUAAAGAAAAAGUAUCUAGAUCAAAAGAAGCUUAACAGGUAA